This is a messenger RNA of Saccostrea echinata, 1011 nucleotides long. RefSeq names its product D-beta-hydroxybutyrate dehydrogenase, mitochondrial-like. The transcript is spliced from 6 exons. Lineage: Eukaryota; Metazoa; Mollusca; Bivalvia; Ostreida; Ostreidae. The record is from RefSeq and is a predicted model, not a curated record. Bases 1 to 1011 code for a protein of 336 amino acids.
AUGCUACAACUAGUUGUUUUUGGAGUGUUAGCGGUUGUAUUGUGGUAUAAUGUUUGUGUCUUCAGAACUCGGAAGAUUACAGUCAAUGGUCAAGGAGUUUUGAUAACUGGAUGUGAUACUGGAUUUGGACACGAUCUGGCAAAGCGUCUGGAUAAGAUGGGGUUUCAUGUGUUUGCUGGAUGUUUGGUGGAAGAUGGGCCCGGUCCAGAAGAAUUAGCGAAAUUAUGUUCUAAACGUCUUCACGUUGUCCAACUAGACAUCACCAAAGAUGAUCAAAUCAGAGCUGCCAAAAGUUAUGUGGAGUCAGUACACGAACUGACCGGAUGUGGUCUCUGGGCUGUUGUCAACAACGCUGGAAUUGACUUCUAUGGAGAUAUAGAAUUUUGCACAAUAGAUAUGUACAGACGUGUGGCGGAAGUGAAUCUUUUUGGCAUGAUAAACGUCACAAAAGCAUUUCUACCCAUGAUUAGAAAAUCUAAAGGUCGAAUUGUGAACAAUACAAGUGUCAAAGGCCUUGUAUCUCUUCCAAGAAUAUCGGUCUAUGGAAUCACUAAGUUUGGCUGUGAAAAUUUUUCUGACUGCCUGAGGCUUGAAAUGAGGAAGUUUGGAGUAAAAGUUUCUAUUGUUGAACCAGGGAAUUUUGGAGGGGUAACAGGAAUUCGUAUAGGUAGCAAUUUUGAACGUUUGAAAAGAGAUAAAGAGGAAAUGUGGAGCAAUGCUGACGCAGAAGUGAGACAAGUUUAUGGCCGGAAGUAUCUGGAAUCCCAGUUUUCUGGACAAGUAGAAGCACUUGACUCUUCCUUCCCCUCGACUGAUCCGGUCAUUGAUGCGUUUGUUGACGCUUUGACGCUUGAAAAUCCGAAAAGUAGAUAUUUAGUAGAUGGUGGAUCAGGACUGAUUGAUUUCUGUAAUUAUUUGGCCCGGCUGAAAAACUAUAUACCGACCGUUUGGAUGGAUUUCAUAGUUGACCGAUGGCUCAACUCCUUCGGGGUAUCAAAUUUCGGAACCUGA